GCUGGUCAGAAGGAUGGCCGGGUAGAGGAUGCAGUAUUACCAAUACCAGGCCAGGGCAGCCCUUGCCUAGUGAUCUUUAGUACGAUCAGCCCUGUCCGCUCUGCAGUCCCUGUCCCCAGCAAUAAAAGGAAGGACAAAAGCGCCACCCAGCUGUACCGGGUCUCCAGUCUCCACGCUCCGGAUAUCUGUGGACAGCAUUCCGGCCCUAGCCGAACCCCGGCAAGUCUUGAAGCCCUCUCGCGUCUUAAUUGCCUCAACUGUAAAGCUCACGUGCAAGCCUGGAGUUCAGACAGGACCCUGAGCUUCCGGCACGUUUCCAAACCCAACACUGCCGGCGGCCAGCGGAAAGGGCGUGGCCGGGGCGUGGCCUGGAGGCCGCCGAGGGGUGGGAGCAGGCAGGGAUCCCCAGACGGGGCUAGAGGAAUGGACAGUAGACCAAGUCCGGGUUCGAGGGCAGCCUGCAGCGCCGGGAAGGCGGGGCUCGGGAGGAGGCGUGACCAAUUCGUUGAGGCUGUGGGGCGUGGCCUUCGGAGAGUGGGUCGCUGCCUGGGCGGGCCCGCGGCUUAGCGGGCGGUGCGGAGCCCCCUCAGCGCGGCUCCUUUAAGCCGGGCGCCGCCCCGCCACCGCCUGGGUCUAGCUGGCGGCGGGGCCGUGGCCGGGCGAUCUGCGAUGGAACUCCACAUCCUAGAGCACCGGGUGCGGGUACUGAGCCUCGCCCGCCCGGGCCUCUGGCUCUACACUCACCCUCUCAUCAAGCUGCUCUUCCUGCCCCAUCGCAGCCGGUGCAAGUUCUUCAGCCUGACGGAGACCCCGGAAGAUUACACACUCAUGGUGGAUGAGGAGGGCUUUAAAGAGCUACCCCCAUCCGAGUUCCUGCAAGUGGCCGAGGCCACAUGGCUGGUGAUGAACGUAUCCUCUCACAGUGGGGCGGUGAUGCAGGCUGCUGGCGUUACCAAGAUUGCGCGGUCUGUCAUUGCCCCGCUGGCCGAGCACCACGUGUCUGUGUUGAUGCUGUCCACAUACCAGACAGACUUCAUCCUGGUUCGGGAGCAGGACCUGUCUGUAGUGAUCCACACACUGGCCCAGGAAUUCCAAAUCUACCGGGAAGUAGGUGGGGAGCCUGUUCCGAUUGCCAAGGAUGAUUGGAGCAACGGCUUUCCCCGAGCCCAGCACGGGCCCAGCCCCACGGUGCAUCCCAUUCAGAGCCCGCAGAACCGAUUUUGUGUCCUCACACUGGACCCUGAGACAUUGCCGGCUAUUGCCACCACCCUCAUCGAUGUCCUCUUCUACUCACACAGUGUCCCCAGGGAGGCAGCCUCCAGUGGUCCUGAGUCAAGCUCCAUCCCGUUCUUCGCCUUCUCCCUCAUUGAGGGUUACAUCUCCAUUGUUAUGGAUGCCGAGACCCAGAAAAAGUUCCCCAGUGACCUCCUGCUGACCAGUUCCUCUGGAGAGCUGUGGAGGAUGGUGCGCAUCGGGGGACAGCCCCUGGGUUUUGAUGAAUGUGGGAUUGUGGCUCAGAUUGCGGGUCCCCUGGCAGCUGCCGACAUCUCUGCUUAUUACAUCAGCACCUUCAACUUUGACCAUGCCCUGGUUCCUGAAGAUGGGAUCGGCAGUGUCAUUGGUGUGCUCCAGCGAAGGCAAGAAGGGCUGACUUCCAAAGAUCCGUAGGGAACACAAGCCUCCCAGAAUUCCCUACCACGGGGCUCUCAGAGACUUUUCUGAGCUCUUUCCUGAAGCUGCAGAAUGAGCCCCUGAUCCUACCAAGGGACCCUGGUUCUGCUGUCUGUAUGUAAGCUGCAUGGAGCUGGCCCUCAGCACAGUGGGCAGUGCUGCCUCCAAAUAUCUGCCCAAAAGGACACCUUGGUGCUUGGGGCUUAGACCCCCAACCCAUCACUGUCUAAAUGACCUCAGCGUUUGCACAGUCCCUGCGCAAGGCUCGACCCAUCUCAGUCUCACCUGGCUGGGUCCUUCUGCCCUGAGCUGGGCUCUGAUCUCCAGCUUGGGUUGCCUUCCUGGCCAGGUGAGCUCCAACAGUGCCUUCCCGCUUGGGGCUCCCAAGGAAAGGGUUUUUACAUCUCACUCAUAUUUUUAUGACUGUUUAAAUAAAAGACUUUCUG
Microtus ochrogaster (prairie vole) is the source of this 2117-nucleotide messenger RNA. RefSeq names its product cytosolic arginine sensor for mTORC1 subunit 1 (gene Castor1). Gene Ontology annotation, molecular function: arginine binding. The record is from RefSeq and is a predicted model, not a curated record. Lineage: Eukaryota; Metazoa; Chordata; Mammalia; Rodentia; Cricetidae. Gene Ontology annotation, biological process: negative regulation of TORC1 signaling.